CAGCGGGACGCCAGUCCAGCCGCUAGCGACGCAGCCUCUGCGAGCCUCGCCCGCCGCCCGUCUCCUGCAUGCGCCGUCUCUGCCACGGCAGACCACACGAGCGGGGCAGAAAAUGCUUUUUGAAGCAUGGAUACUUUUCCUACUUGCUAUGACACUUCCUGAUGCCAUCCUGGGAAUCACAACAUCUCAACAGAGUUUAUCAGCAGUAACUGCUUCAUCAAAAGGUGGAAGAACAGCACGAAAACCAAGAGAGAAUUGUAGGUCAGCAAUUGAAUCGGCAAUGGAUUUGAUUAGCAAGCGGAACAUACAACAACCUAAUGUUAAUGGAAGCUUUCUAGAUCUUGCUGGUUAUGCUCUUCAUCAGCCACUCCGUUCAGCACCAUAUGAUAUGUACGUGACUGAAAUGCGCAUAAAAAUGCCAGCUCAAGCAGUUUGGUUUGAGGUUGAACAUUGCCACUGGGAGCCUCGUAAACGUACACUAGAAACUCGUCUAGGUUUUUCGGAGCUCAGUGUUACAGGUGCAGUGAAAUUAUAUGAGGGAGAUUUCAUAAAAAACACACCACAUCCAUUGCCAACUGAUGUCUGUAAUGUUACGAUGCGCAUGAAACGAGCUGGACUGCAGAUUGCUGCUCAGCCACGCAUAUUGUCCAGUAGUAACAGAGGACGAGAGCACCGUGAGGAGACAGUUAUAGGAGAAAAGCAAAAUUCAGCAAAAAACCGUGCUACUGAAGAUACAACACAAGAAAUGGAAGAAGUGUUUCUAAAAGGCAUUCAGUCACUUCUCAAGACUUAUCUGGGGAAGCAGCUUCAGCAGACUAUGAAGAACAUUGUUAUGAGAAAUAUGGGCUACACUGUUUCAUAUGGAAGGUAGUGAUGUAGGUUCACAGUUAUUAAAUGUUAUCAUACCUACAUAUUUUAACUAUAAAUACACCAAGUAUCAGUGGUUUACUUUUUUAAAUAUGUGCUAUGAGAAUGACUUGCAUACAUGAACAGUUUGAUAAAUUUUCAGAUUUCAUUUUGAUUAUAUGUUUAGAUCUUUGAAAAUUACAGUAUCUACUUAAGUCAUACCACUAUGUCUCUAAGAACUUGGUCUUAACCAGUCAGUGCUUUCUGCUAAAAUGAAAAAACAAUGUAUUGAAACAUGUGAAUAGUAAUUUCAGAUUUUCCACAUGUAUCACAGCUAAUGACUUUGUCUCAAGCCUAAUAAAGUCCAGUUUAGAUGAAGUA
Messenger RNA from Schistocerca gregaria, 1227 nucleotides. RefSeq lists its product as uncharacterized. The transcript is spliced from 4 exons. NCBI's taxonomy places the organism in Eukaryota, Metazoa, Arthropoda, Insecta, Orthoptera, Acrididae. The record is from RefSeq and is a predicted model, not a curated record. Bases 113 to 871 code for a protein of 252 amino acids.